Messenger RNA from Cydia amplana, 918 nucleotides. Its product is annotated as mitochondrial amidoxime reducing component 2-like. Bases 16 to 918 code for a protein of 300 amino acids. NCBI's taxonomy places the organism in Eukaryota, Metazoa, Arthropoda, Insecta, Lepidoptera, Tortricidae. The transcript is spliced from 7 exons. The record is from RefSeq and is a predicted model, not a curated record. Gene Ontology annotation, molecular function: catalytic activity; molybdenum ion binding; pyridoxal phosphate binding.
AUUGUUUUGUUCGUCAUGUUACAACAAGCCCCCUACGCCACGGCCGCCGUGACAGCGGGCGUUCUCGGCAGCGCCUACUUCGCCUACCACAUCUACCAGAACAGAAAGAAGUUGCCUACGGAGUGGACGCACGUUGGUACCCUGGAGAACAUCUACUCGUACCCGGUCAAGUCGUGUGGGGGUAUUGCCAUGGAGACUGCUAUGUGCACGACAUUAGGGCUGAGAGAUGGCUGGUUAAGAGACAGAGUGUUGAUGGUUGUAGACCAGAAAGGCAACUUUGUGACGGCCAGAAACUACCCGGAGCUACUGCUGGUCCAACCCAGCGUGCGGAACUCCAUCCUCACGCUGAAGCACCGCGACAUGGAGCCCGUCUACGUCAAUCUGGCUGAGGUGGUUGCGUUGCAGAGCCCCAAGACAGCUGUGGUGUGGGGAGUGACGGUGCCCGUGCUCGACUGCGGGUGGGAGGUCUCUGAAUGGUUUUCGAGAUUAUUGGACCUGUCUGCGAUCAACUUCCGCUUAGUGUACUACGCGACGCAAAAGCCGAGGAAGGGGAACAUGUUUUACAAAUUCACCAAGAAUGACACGGGAGCGCUCCCAGAUGAGACCUCGUACCAUAUAAUCAACGCUUCAUCCGUCUCCGACCUAAACGCGCGACUGCGGUCGUGUCAGGUCACUCACCACACUUUCCGGCCUAACUUCGUGGUACAAGGCCCGCAGCCUUACGAUGAGGAUCGUUGGCGGUUCCUUAAGAUUGGUGACAACGUGUUCGAGGUCAUCAAGCCGUGCUUGAGCUACCGUCAGAUCUCCGACCCGGAGGAGCGUCUUGCGUCCGGCCCCUCCCCCCGCAUGGGGCUGCAGCUGGCGCUGCGCUCCGGGCACGGACUUGUGUCCCUCCACGACCACGUGUCCGCCGCGUGA